AUGCAAGCAGGAAUCAAUUUUGUGGCUACCUCCCACCAUGAUACAUACCCAGAAAUCGACCCUUCCCAUGCAGACUUGAGCGGCAAGAAUGUCCUGAUCUCGGGCGCCAGCAAAGGCAUCGGUAGGGCGACGGCGUUAUCAUUCGCCAAAGCAGGGGCAUCUGGGAUCGUCCUUCUCGCGCGUUCCGAUCUGUCCUCUCUCCAAAGUGAAUUGUUCGAGAAGGCGAAGGCGGCAGGACGUGCACCACCCAAGGUUCUUUGCCUGGCCGUCGACGCCACGGACCGAGCACAGGUCGAGAAGGCCGCACGGGAAGUCGAGUCCCAAUUCGGCAGCAUCGACAUCUUGAUUAACAAUGCUGGUUACCUGGAGAAGUCUCGGCUCAUCGGCGACAGCGACCCCGACGAAUGGUGGUACGUUUACGAAAUCAAUGUCAAAGCGGUCUACCUCAUGACUCGAUCAUUCUUACCGUUGGUUCUGAAGAGCAAGGACAAGACCAUCAUUGUGACGUCGAGUAUCGGGGCGGUCGGUACCAGGGCAGGUUUGUCGGCUUAUCAGAGCACGAAGACGACCGUGUUGCGCCUGAACGACUUUCUCAUGGCUGAGUACGGAAACCAGGGUCUGCUGGCGUACGGCAUUCACCCAGGCGGUGUCAUGACUGAACUGGCGCAAAACAUGCCCAAGGAAACCCAUGUGCUCUUGAACGACAAGCCUGAACUUGCUGGAGACUCGUUUGUGUGGCUGACGAAAGAGCGAAGAGAAUGGCUUGCGGAUCGAUAUAUCAGUGUGAAUUGGGAUGUGAACGAGUUGUUGGCGAAGAAGGACGAGAUUAUUGAGAAGGACCUGCUCAAGAUCAGGUUGCGCGUAGGAUAG
Messenger RNA from Exophiala spinifera, 870 nucleotides. RefSeq lists its product as uncharacterized. The transcript is spliced from 2 exons. The record is from RefSeq and is a predicted model, not a curated record. Gene Ontology annotation, molecular function: oxidoreductase activity. Gene Ontology annotation, cellular component: cytosol. The coding region runs from base 1 to 870 and encodes 289 amino acids. Lineage: Eukaryota; Fungi; Ascomycota; Eurotiomycetes; Chaetothyriales; Herpotrichiellaceae.